Molecule: messenger RNA, 2390 nt
Organism: Branchiostoma floridae (Florida lancelet)
Lineage: Eukaryota; Metazoa; Chordata; Leptocardii; Amphioxiformes; Branchiostomatidae
Product: tyrosine-protein kinase Lyn-like
Exons: 7
Coding region: 87-1382 (431 amino acids)
Biological process (GO): protein phosphorylation
Cellular component (GO): cytoplasm
Molecular function (GO): ATP binding; protein serine/threonine kinase activity
Source: RefSeq, a predicted model, not a curated record
CAUGAAGGCCCUUUAAUUUGUGCCCCGCUCAGCGACCAGCAGACCAUAAGGAUCACACUUUCACUUUCGGCGGUAAAAAUACAAGCAUGGCGGAAAGGAACAUGGCACAAAAAGUCCAUUUCCACGAAGACGAAGGUCAACGUUUUGACAAAGUGGACAAUCAUGGGCAUGAUGCUCCAGAUCUAGAUGCAGAUGGAAAAAACCUCAUUAGCAUUGGUGAGGGUGCCGAUUCCAAAGAGACUAGUUACUACAGUGGCAACACAUACCUGGUCCAUGAAGACAACGGAACAUCUGAUGGGAGUUUGGAAAAAGAGGUUGAGAACUUGACAAUAUCCAAUGGUGAUGACCUUGAAGCAUCUGCAGAGUCAGCUCCAUUGGGGGCAGGCCUGGAGCAGGGUCAGAGGGUCUCUAGCAAAGAGAUAUAUGCCGCAUCCUCAUCAAAUUCGCUUUUUCCAUCUGAUGGUGCAGAAUGGAAACUAGAUGAGUCGACUUUUCUGGACUAUGCAGACGAGCAGUGCCGUAGUACUCCUAGGAGGUGCAGGAGAGUUACUCAGGGCUUGAUAUAUAACAAAGUGAUCAGUCCAACUAGCCAAGAAUACAGGCAAGGGAAAGAGUGGAAGUUAGGGGAAUGUUUGGGCAGUGGCACCUUUGGAGAGGUUUAUAAGUGCGAGUCACUAUCAACAAGAGAGCAUUAUGCAGUGAAAAAGGUUCCUACUACUUCUCCUGAUGGACAGGAAAGGCCAGGGUGGGCAAGAUUGGAGGAGAUUAAACUAUGGCAGAAGCUGGGCAAUCAUCCCAAUGUGUGCGAGCUGUAUGGGGUGACAUAUGAAGACAAAGCGUUCUGGUUCCAUAUGGAACUUGUGAAAUUUGCUGAGGAUCCUGCACCCAACCUGCCUGCGUAUGUGACCAACCUGAAUCCCAAUAAACAGAUCCCAAUAGUGGGUUUACUGAAGGCAGGAGGAGGACUGUUUGAAGGACUUGGCUACAUGCACCAGCAGGAGAGCACACAUAGAGACCUAUCAAAUGCUAAGAACGUCAUGGUGGGCACUGGAUUCCAACUUAAGAUCAUUGACUUCUCCUUCAUCCGUACUGCCACUGAAGACAAACACUUUGAUAAAGACCUGAAAGGAGGACUAGCCUGCUUCUUCCAGCUGGUAACAAGAAAGAAGAAGGACCCCGACAACUGGACAAGCAAAGCUUUGGAAAACUGCUUAAAGGACAAAGGCGAUGUGCAACUGUUGCUGCCACUGUGCCAACAAUUGAUAUCCCAUCUGGACUAUCCCAGCGGCAGAGCGAUCAAUGUUGCAAGGUGGAUGGCAGAGGAUAUAAACAGAUGGCUUGCUAACAUUCUGCUUGAAACCCAAGGGGUAAAGCAUAAUUAACAGGGUCAGAUGCCAUCAGUGUUGCCUUCAUCUUGUCAAGGUUGCAUGAUUCUGUACAUUGUACAUGUAUUUGUCAUCUCGAAAUUUAUGUAUCUUUGGAUUUUACCAUGUUUUACUUUUAGUCAGAGACCCUUUCCUUUCACAGCAUCAUUGUGUUCAAUGUUUUUUAAUGAAUUGAAUUCUCGUGAUGAGGAUGUAUGUAACUAUUUGCAGAUACAUUUAUGGAACAUGUUAAUGGUUACUUGAUUUUUAAUGAAAUGCAAUCUGAGAAAAGUGCCUGGUUUAUAUAAGAUUAAAAUGAACAUUCCUGUGAAGAUAUGGGAACUUUGAGCCUAUGGUGCAUGGGCCUAUGGUGCCAGUAAGAAGCUUCUGAAUUUACCUGAACUGCAGAGACUGUCGUGCCCCCGCAGUCAGGAGCUGGCAGGCGGGUAUCACUGCCAUGCUGGUUGGUUGAAAUUCAAUUUUACUUGGCAACUUUCAAGGCAAGGUUAAAGUAAAAGUGAGUAAAUGAUCCUACUUUGAUAAAUUAAUCAUGAUUCAGAUCAUGCAUUGAAAGUGUGGUGACAUAACAUUAAAACUAUGAAGUUAGAACUAUGAAAUUUCUUAACACAUAUUUAGACAUAACGAAUAUGAGCAUGGUGCUCUUUGUAAAUACUGCAACUUCUAUGAAUUCCAAAAUAGAGAUAUUGAAUAUUAUUGAUAUUAUUAUACUAUUAGUAUAAACUUUUAAGUUUAAGCACUAUAGCAAAGAAAAAAUAUUUAGUAGCACUUUGCAGAUUGGUAGCAAAUAGAAAAUGGUGAUGGUUGUAUUAAUCUUUGAAAAUGAGUCUGAAGAAGCUUUGAUGUCUUCUGUAUUUUGUAACUCAAUGUCCAUUUUCAGGACACAAAUGCAUUUUAGACUGUCUUGAAUUUUACCAUCAAAUUAUCUAAAAUUUGUACAUUUUUAACUAUUUGUACAUUUUGAUAUGGAGGGAUUAUUGCUUAAUAAAUAAUCUAUAUUUGUGAGUA